GUCUUUUGACAGUGGUCGGUGGUGACUGUGGUUCAUAAGAAGUCUGGUCUUUUACAGGCUUAAUCCACCCUACUUUUAUAGCAUACACCGUUUAUCAGCUCCACACCAACCCUGUCUUUAUAGCCUGCCGUCACCUUUGUCCUUCUCGCCAUGCAAGCCCUCUGCCUUUUUGACAUAAGUCACCGUAUGUAUUCGCCAUUCAGUUCAACACUCAAACGACAGUGGUCUAUUCAGGAUCAAACCAGGUGGAUCAGGCAGUCACUGACAUUCUUUCGCAAUUUUGUGAAGAGUUCCAUGUCAGUAAGGUUUUUCCAUCGCAGUUAGACGGUCAAUAAGAUGAGUACGCUGUUGGCCCCGAUGGAGUGUGGGAGUCUGCAUUCUCUCGCCUGCCGUGGCCUGACUGGUGUUGUGACCGUCACCUAUACAGUUGUUCAUUAACACACAGAGGGAAGACUGAUAGCGUAGCCACACACCGAGCUGGAGGAUUAUUGCUCUCAAGCUUUCACUGGGGAAGCAACGGGUGUGGAGGCAGUCUUCCGCAUUGUCUUUACUCAAACUCAGUCAAGGGUCAAAAAUCCCCGGAAAAAGUUGAGUUCUUUUUCUCAUUUGGACGCUGGACUGUGAAUCAAGGGGACUAACCGACGUCUGCUUUCUCACUCUGGAUCGAAUUGAUCUCGGGAGGCACUGAAACCUGAAAAGAACUGGAACAGAUUUUGUUGUUGAGAUGUAGGAACCGUGGACAAGACGAAUCAAAGACUAGAAUGAGGAUCAAGAUGAGUGGCUUGAACAGUUUGCCUUACCUGGCAGUGCUGGUCAUGGCAGUGAUUGGCAACAAGAUGCUGGACGACUGUCUGUCCUCCAAACGUCGAUUCACGAUGAACGUUGUGCUGCUGGAAGACAACACGUACGAGUGGAGUCUGCCCUUAGUGCAGGCUGCGGUGGAGCGAGCCAUCGAAGAGGACAGGAAGGAGAACAUUAAAAAUAAUUUAACCUUCACUUUGACAGCCAACUUCCAAGGCUUCAACACCACCGUGUACAACCGGCAGGGCUGUGGCAGCAGCACCUGUGAGGGUGUCGCCAUCCUCAAAAUGCUGCAUAAAAAUGGUGACGCUGGAUGUGUCAUGCUUGGGCCUUCAUGCACGUAUGCCACCUUCCAGUUGGUGGAUGAUGAAAUUGGCCUGACCUUGAGCAUUCCCAUCAUUUCUGCGGGGAGCUUCGGGCUCUCGUGCGACUACAAACCCAAAUUGACUCGGAUCUUGCCGCCGGCACGCAAGAUCUCGGACAUGUUCUCUCAUUUUCUGACGGCCCAUUUGCCAUUCAAAGAGGUGUGGAAGCAUGUUUACGUGUACAAGAAGUCGAUCUAUAACGCGACCGAGGAUUGCUUCUGGUACACAAAUGCACUGGAAGCGCCUUCCGCCAACUUCGCUACAACACUAAAGAGGGAGAUGCUACGUUCUGAGGAUGAGCUCAAGAAAGCUCUCAUGUCUGAGAAAAGACACAGUAAUAUUUUCAUCAUUUGUGGCCGUCUUGAUGACGUGAUUUCAAUCAAGGCCAAAGUGGGCAAUAUUCACCGAGAUACCAUGUUCAUUCUUGUGGACAUUUACAACCCUGAGUAUUAUGUCAAUACUACUUCCAGUCAGGGCAUGCACGAUGUCCUGGUCAUCACUCUCCCACAGAGAAACUACGACUACGGCUCGAGUUUACCCUAUAACGACACGAUCAAUGACUAUGUGGCUGGUUAUCAUGACGGCGCUCUCCUGUUUGGUAAAGUGCUCAGGGAGAGGAUGCUCAGUCAGCAGAGUAACCAAAGCAACCACCAGUCUAGGUGCAAACUGGAAUGUUUGCUGCACGCAGGUAUGGGAGGUCACUACGUGCUGGACGAGUACGGUGACAGAGAUGUUAACUUCUCGAUGAUUUACACAUCGACUCUUACCGGCAAGUAUGAGACUCUGCUAGUAUUUGACACAUCGAAGAAUGAAUCUAGGGUGGCCGAAAAUUAUGAUCUGCAUUGGAAAGGAAAUCGCCUGCCCAACGAUGUACCAGAUGAUUCACACGGCUUGACCAUGCAGGAUGUAAUUGUGAUCGUUCUGAGCCUCAGUGUUGUCGUGGUGACUGCCAUCGCGCUCAUCUUCUACAAGCAGAACAGAAAAGAACGCCAAAUGCAGAAAAAGUGGUCUCACAUCAACCCUCACCUGAUUGGGCCGUUGGAUGAGAAGGAGGUCUCCCUAAAGAUUGAUGAAGACAAGAGAAAGGACAGCACGUUCUACUCACGUCGAGGCCGCUAUGACAAAAAGCCAGUUAUCUUGAAAGAGCUGCGACAAACUGAUGGAGACCUCACAGAGGACCAGAAGAUUGAGCUGAACACUCUGCUGCAUAUCGAUUACUACAACUUGACUAAGUUCUAUGGCACGGUGAAGUUUGAGUAUGCCGUGUUCGGAGUGUUUGAGCUGUGCCAGAGGGGCUCCCUCAGGUACAUUCUGAACGACAGAAUCUCCUACCCAGACGAAACCUUCAUGGACAGGGAGUUUAAAAUAUCGGUCAUGUAUGACAUAGCAAAGGGCAUGUCAUAUCUCCAUUCCAGCAAUAUCGAAGUCCACGGGCGCCUGAAGUCCACCAACUGCGUGGUAGACAACCGCAUGGUGGUCAAGAUCACCGACUUUGGCUGCCACACCAUCCUGAGGCCAGGCAGAGAUGUAUGGACCGCCCCGGAGCACCUCCGUAGAGAUGGGGUCUCUCAAAAAGGAGACGUCUACAGCUAUGGCAUCAUCGCACAUGAAAUCAUUCUGAGGCAGGCUCCGUUCUACACGCAGCACUAUUUGAGUCGUGCAGAAAAGAUGUACAGGGUGCAGUAUCCCAAUGAGAUGGGUGUCUUUAGGCCGGAACUCCACUUUGAUGGCGUGUCAGACAAAGAUAUCGAGUUGCACAUGCUGAUAAAGAACUGCUGGGACGAAGAUCCGGAACGGAGGCCAGAUUUCAAGAAAAUCGAGUUAACUCUGCGUAAGAUUUUCAGCAACUUGCACAAUCAAGCCACAGAAACAUACAUGGACAACCUGAUCCGUCGCCUCCAGAUGUACUCGAGGACUUUGGAAAAUCUGGUGGAGGAGAGGACGUCCUUGUACAAGGCUGAGAGGGACCGAGCAGACCGCCUUAACUUCAUGCUACUUCCUGGCCCGGUGGUGCGCUCGCUGAAGGAGACGGGCAGAGUGGAGCCGGAGCUCUAUGAAGAGGUGACGGUGUAUUUCAGCGACAUUGUUGGAUUCACCACCCUUUGCCACUACAGCACUCCCAUGGAAGUGGUGGACAUGCUCAAUGAGAUCUACAAGAACUUUGACAGCGUCCUUGACCACCACGAUGUUUACAAGGUGGAGACCAUCGGCGAUGCGUACAUGGUUGCGUCGGGUCUGCCUAAACGCAAUGGGGACAGGCAUGCGGUGGACAUUGCACACAUGGCGCUGGACAUUUUAUCAUUUGUUGGGACGUUUGAGCUGCAGCACUUGCCCGGCAUUCCUCUCUGGAUACGUAUUGGUGUGCAUUCAGGUCCUUGUGCUGCUGGAGUAGUGGGGAACAAGAUGCCCCGCUACUGUCUAUUCGGCGAUACGGUCAACACGGCAUCACGAAUGGAGUCCACGGGCCUACCUCUGAGAAUCCAUAUAAGUAAGUCCACCAUCAACAUCCUGCAAAGGACCGAUUGUAAAUUUGAGUAUGAGCAGAGAGGAGAAACGUACCUGAAGGGCAAAGGCAAAGAGAUGACUUACUGGUUAACCGGAGUAACUGGAGGCAAAUACAAUCUACCCACACCACCAACAGCGGAGAACUGCCAGCGACUGCAGCAAGACUUAGCAGAGAUGAUCGUGUCCAGCCUGGAAAAGCGCGGCAAAGGCAGAGAGAGCUUUGAAAAGAGGAAAACGUUGUCCACCAGACGGCGAGAAACCAGCAGCAGCCUGCAGGGAGAGAGCUCCCCCGAAUACUUCCACCUGGCUGUCACCGACAACACCAGUACUUAUCUGUGAUGACAGAGUACCGCGCCGUUCGGCGUCAGCCAUAAUCUGCACCUGUUUGAAUGAACGCUGCUCGACGGGGACAGAGCUGCAGUGACUCGCGCGGGAAUGUGGAAACUGAGACUCGGAGUAUGCCCAUGCGGUGAAAAGUCAUUAUUUUUGCAUCGCGGUCAUUCUUUACAGGCAGCUGCCUCCAGCACAUUCUUCUUGCAGUAACCUUCGAAAAAGAACAAGGAUGGAAUUUGACAUGACAUGACAAAAGCAGCGCCAUUAUUUAAAGAACACGACUGGGCAUCCUACUCUGAUAAGUAGUAUGCAUAGUAUGCUAAUUAACGGUUUGGUAUUGUUGUCUAGAAUAACUCUAAGGUUGGGACUAGCUUGAUUUAAGCAUUCACCCAGAUUCCGAGAGAUUGCAAGUGUAUAUAUUUAACGAGGUAUUCACAGCCACAUGAGUCAAAUCAACACAAUAACAAAAAAAUGAAUCAAAAAGAGCAGUACAGACAAAAGAGGAGUGUGCAAACAGUCCUCAUCUUGAAAACAAUUCCUUCCUACUUUGUAAAACUAUAAACACACACAUUGAAGGCUUCGGUGCACCUUCAUGCAGUGGUUGCUUCUUAUCAGUGAUAUUUGUCCGUCGCAGAAAUUGCUAAGCCAUCGACCAUUCCGCGUGUUCCAUUUUUAAUGUUAUAAAUUGCAGCGGUGCCAAAAAUCCAUCGGGAUUCAUU
Messenger RNA from Hippocampus comes (tiger tail seahorse), 4723 nucleotides. It is a transcript of the gene gucy2ca, whose product is annotated as guanylate cyclase 2Ca. Gene Ontology annotation, biological process: intracellular signal transduction; protein phosphorylation; receptor guanylyl cyclase signaling pathway. Gene Ontology annotation, molecular function: ATP binding; adenylate cyclase activity; protein kinase activity. The transcript is spliced from 27 exons. Gene Ontology annotation, cellular component: plasma membrane. NCBI's taxonomy places the organism in Eukaryota, Metazoa, Chordata, Actinopteri, Syngnathiformes, Syngnathidae. The record is from RefSeq and is a predicted model, not a curated record. Bases 762 to 4010 code for a protein of 1082 amino acids.